AGAGGAAAAGGAUUAGCUGAUGCCACUAGCUAUUAAAGGGCAGUGUAAAUAAAAAAGGGCGGCUUUUCCAAUCACUCUACUAAAGCCUUGCUUAGGUUUUUCUUUCUAUGAAGCAGUGGUUCUUUAUUAUGCACUGUUUUGUUCAUGCUGUGUUUCUGGAAGAAAGCACUUACAACUUUCCUUUCUCUUUGCGUGACUGUUGAGAUGUUAUUAAUACUGCUGGGACAGUGCAGUAUACAGGACUGUGUGAAAUUGACCUAAAUAACUUGUUACCUCCUGGUUCUAGGUUUUCUUACUCUGUGUGAAUUCUGUACCCCAGGACAGUACAAUGUUACUGCAUAUGGGCAAUUAUUUCAUCACUAUGAAGAGGAUAACUAGGAUUUUACUGCUUUUCACUGGGGUAUUACUUCCAGCACAAGUGGAUUGUAAAAGUGCAAGGAGCAAUUUACCGAGAGUCAAGCUGUCUUACAAAGAAAUGGUGGAUUCCAACAAUGUCAUCACAUUUAUUGGGCCUGCUAACAGCUCUGAUUAUCAUACAUUCUUGCUGGAUGAAGAGAGAAGUAGAUUACUAAUUGGAGCAAAGGAUCACAUAUUUUCUUUUAACUUGGCUAACAUAACAAAGGACAUUCUGCAGCUUCCUUGGCCCGCAUCACAUAAAGGCAGAGAUGAGUGCAAGUGGGCAGGAAAAGAUACUGCGAAAGAAUGCUCUAAUUUUAUCAAGGUUCUACAUUUCUUCAAUCAAACUCACUUAUAUACAUGUGGAACAGGUGCUUUUCAUCCUGUGUGUGCCUAUGUGGCUGUUGGAUAUCAUUAUGAGGACAAAAGUUUAAGGUUGGAGGCAUCCCACUUUGAGAAUGGAAGAGGAAAAAGUCCUUAUGAUCCAAAACUAGUCACAGCAUCUCUUCUUCUUGAUGGGGAGCUUUAUUCUGGGACUGCAGCAGACUUCAUGGGAAGGGACUUUGCAAUAUUCCGUACUCUGGGACCACAUCAUCCAGUCAGAACAGAGCAGCAUGAUUCAAGAUGGCUAAAUGAGCCUAAAUUUAUUAGCUUCCAUCUGAUCCCAGAAAGUGACAAUCAAGAAGAUGACAAGAUGUAUAUAUUCUUCAGAGAAAAUGCAUUAGAUGGUGAAUACGCAGGGAAAGCUACUCAUGCUAGAGUUGCACAACUCUGCAAGAAUGAUUUUGGAGGUCACAGAAGCCUUAUCAAUAAAUGGACAACUUAUUUAAAAGCUCGCUUGAUAUGCUCUGUACCAGGACCAAAUGGCAUCGAUACUCACUUUGAUGAAUUACAGGAUGUCUUCUUAAUGAGCUCAAAAGACCCGAAAAAUCCAAUCAUUUAUGCAGUGUUUACAACAUCAAGCAACAUCUUUAAAGGAUCAGCAGUGUGCAUCUACAAUAUGGCAGAUAUCAGAAGGGUGUUUCUUGGCCCAUAUGCACACAGAGAUGGACCUAAUUACCAGUGGGUACCAUUCCAAGGAAGAGUGCCAUAUCCACGACCUGGAACAUGCCCUAGUAAUACUUUUGGUAGUUUUGGUUCCACCAAAGACCUUCCAGAUGAUGUCAUAACAUUUGCAAGAAGUCAUCCUGCAAUGUACAAUCCUAUCUAUCCUGUCAGCAAUCGUCCAAUUAUCUUGAAAACAGAUGUAAAUUACCAGUUUUCACAAAUAGUAGUCGACCGUGUGGAAGCGGAAGACGGCCAGUAUGAUGUUAUGUUUAUUGGAACAGAUAUUGGGACAGUGUUGAAGGUAGUUUCCAUCCCAAAGGAGACCUGGCAUGAUCUGGAAGAGGUUUUACUGGAGGAAAUGACUGCCUUUCAGGAACCUACUACAAUAACAGCUAUGGAAAUUUCUACUAAACAGCAACAGCUAUAUGUUGGUUCAAACAUCGGUAUCUCCCAGCUCCCACUGCAUCGCUGUGAUGUGUAUGGAAAAGCUUGUGCCGAGUGUUGCCUUGCUAGGGAUCCAUACUGUGCUUGGGAUGGCUUUUCAUGCUCACGUUACUUCCCAACAGCUAAGAGACGUACUAGAAGACAAGACAUAAGAAAUGGUGAUCCUCUUACCCAAUGUUCAGAUCAACAGCCAAACGAUAAUUACAACAUACUAAAUGGUGUACUAGAAAAAAUCACUUAUGGGGUAGAGAACAGCAGCACUUUCCUUGAGUGCACUCCCAAAUCUCAGCGGGCUUUGGUCUAUUGGAAAUUUCAGAAGCUAAAUGAUGCACACAAAGAGGAGAUAAAAGAAAAUGAACGACUUAUAAAAACAGAACAGGGGCUUCUUCUACGAAGCCUUCACCGAAAGGAUUCAGGGAUUUACUACUGCUAUACCAUUGAACAUGGUUUUAUUCAGAAUAUACUGAAAGUGACCCUUGAGAUCAUAGAUGCUGAACAGUUGGAAGAGUUGUUGCAUAAACACCAGGAAGGAGAAGUUCAUAAACCUAAAGAAACGUCUAGUGUAUCUACUCCUAAUCAGAAAGUCUGGUACAGAGAUUUCAUGCAGUUAAUCAAUCACCCCAACUUAAAUACAAUGGAUGACUUCUGUGAGCAAGUUUGGAAAAGAGAGCGGAAACAACGUAAGCAGCGACCAGCUAGUACGCCAGCGAAUGCCAAUAAAUGGAAACACCUACAGGAAACUAAGAAAGGUAGAAACAGGAGGACCCAUGAGGCAGAAAGGUCUCCCAGGAGUGUUUGAACUACUUUAUCUAUAGAAACCUCAUCUAAGCUGAAACUCUUAUUGACAGAAACUGGAAAAUGCAAUAGUUGAGAAUGCUUUCCUUGCAUUACAUUGAUGUUUACAAGGGUGGAAUGCUUGACACUCUAAUGCCACUGGUUCUGUGCAGAUACUUCUUAAAAAUGCUUUAAUGGAUGUAAACAGUAAAGACCAUGAAGAGAAGCUCUCUCUAUGGGACUGUGAUAUUAAUGUAAAUAAAAGACUGAAAGUACUGUGAUUGACAGUUUUAUUAUAUCUAGAACUUUUGUGAACUCAUCUACAAUUGAGCAGUGAUUUAAAUCCAUUUCAGAAAACCUAAAGAGUAAUCACCUCAUUUUUUUUUUUUUAAAAAUGAAGGUAUAUGGGACUUCCUUGAUUUAGGCACUACAUCUCACAUAGGGUGCCUUUGCUAGAAUGACAAAGCUCUUUGACAAAAUAAUGUAAGACCUGAAAAAUCAAACACAAAAGGACCACAGAAUUCAAAAUAAUAAGCAAUUGGAUAAUAAAGGAACUUUGCAAGCAAAUAAUUGCUCUCUUUUUUCACUUCUGAAAUGUGAAAGUAUUUUUCAGAUACAGGUGAAAUGGCAGUAAAAUAUGUGAUGGGGAAAUCAAAGUUUUUUUCUUUUCUAAAUAUUUAACAACAUUUGGAUGUUAAUUAAUCAGCUGAUAUAUUGGUGUAAAAUUUUAUUGGAGUAAUACCUUAUAAUUUGACAUCAUUUUUUCAAAACAGUGUACUGAUGAAUAUUUUUGAGUUAUAACAUAUUUUGUAACAAAUGUAUAGGAUUCAAUGUUGUAAAACAACUUUCCAUUAAUCAGGAAGUAUCUACAAGAAAAAAGCAGAUGAUGAUAAAAUUGUACUUAAGCUCUUUUUGACUUCAUUCAGAUGCAUUUAUUUUUAUGGUAAUAUAGUAAAUAGAAUGCAUACUUAGGAAUAUGAACAACCCUUUUUUAUUCUCUGCAAAAAUUCCAGUUUCAUUUUUUAUAGUUGUAUGUUUAUAUGUUAUCAUGUUAGAUAUUUUUGUUUACAUGUUUAUGUUUGGUCUGAAUAACAGAAUUUAUUUAUUGGUUGCAAAGUAAGGCUAGUACCAUGAAAAUGUAGCAGUUGUUCGGGUAUUUUAAGUAUAAGAAAUUGGCAGCGUUAACAUUUUAUAUACCAUGAAGCAAAACAGAAGCAAGAUAUACAAAUUGAUAUUAUCAAAUUCUGGCAGUAAUCAGUUAUGGCUGUCUACUUUUGGGAUUUGUUUCACUGAAACGUUACAAAAUACAGGCUAAUUAAUGAAGCCUUCUAAGCAUAUAUAAUAAACAGGGUAACUAGGUUACUUAAGUGCACUCCUUGCAGCUGUAGAGGGGACUGUUAUUAAAGUUUGAAUGACUGGUCUAUUGCCCUAAUGAGGACACAUAAAGCAAAGAAAUGCAUGCACUUAAUAGUUUUGUUGUAUUGUUAGAUGAUUUCAUACUACUGUAUAGAAAAGUCUUGCUACAGGAAAAUGUGAUAUUAGGCAGUUUGAUGGCUUUAUGAAAGUAAUAGGAAGGUUUUAACUGUAAGAGACAUUAUGGCAAUGAAAAAUGCAUAUAUAUGUGCUUCUGGCACAAUCAAAUUUCAGAUACAGAUUAAAAAAAUACAUGUUCACAUUAA
Protopterus annectens (West African lungfish) is the source of this 4340-nucleotide messenger RNA. It is a transcript of the gene SEMA3A, whose product is annotated as semaphorin 3A. Gene Ontology annotation, biological process: negative chemotaxis; semaphorin-plexin signaling pathway; neural crest cell migration. Bases 329 to 2686 code for a protein of 785 amino acids. The transcript has 17 exons. Gene Ontology annotation, molecular function: semaphorin receptor binding; neuropilin binding; chemorepellent activity. The record is from RefSeq and is a predicted model, not a curated record. Lineage: Eukaryota; Metazoa; Chordata; Ceratodontiformes; Protopteridae.